Molecule: messenger RNA, 1079 nt
Organism: Marasmius oreades (fairy-ring Marasmius)
Lineage: Eukaryota; Fungi; Basidiomycota; Agaricomycetes; Agaricales; Marasmiaceae
Exons: 4
Coding region: 102-1079 (325 amino acids)
Molecular function (GO): hydrolase activity, acting on ester bonds
Source: RefSeq, a predicted model, not a curated record
AGGCUUUGCCAAAAAAAGUACAAUCAACGAUUUUCUGGUGAUCAUGGGUCCGUUUUGGGUUUCUAGAAACAACAUCUGAAAGGUUUAUAAAGUCGACUGGGAUGCAUGGAUUUGGAGCUGCAGCUGCAACCAUGAUGCAUUCUCUUCUCUCCCUUGUCGCCCUCCUUUCUGCUCUCCGACCAGUGACUAGCGCAGGCGUCAAGCCAGGACAGAUCAAAAAUUUGGUUACAUUCGGCGACAGCUACACUGACGUCGUCUCAGUUGGUGAUGGAGGGGUAGCAUGGCCCAUGUAUGCUGCAGGAUACGCCCACGUCUCACUCUUCCCAUUCGCGAGAUCAGGCGCGACGUGUUCGAACAACAUCACUUUCAGACCAUUUCCCUCCGUCUUUGAAAGCCAGCUUCCACUGUACUUUGCUGAAAAGAACAACGGGACGUUGAAGUUGGACCCGCAGGAAACAAUAUAUACUUUAUGGAUCGGUACAAACGAUGUUGGUGCCAACUCGCUCAUUACUGGGCAGCCUAAGGCCUCUAUCGUCGACGUUGCAAAUUGUAUGGUCAAUUGGGUCAGAGUGCUUUACGAAAGUGGUGCCCGAAACUUCAUAUUUCAGAAUAUGAUACCCCUUCAGCAUGUGCCGAUGUAUUCCCCGAAUGCUUACCCGGAUCGGUUCUGGUUUGCUCAAAGAAACACGACAGAAUGGAGCAUUUUCAUGGAAGAACUUGUACUUUCCGGGAACGCUCUUACGAAACUAUUACUGAACGCAUUGGUACCAAAACUUAAAGGUGCACACGUCGCCAUUCUUGACUCCCAUAGUCUAUUCCAAGAUAUGAUUGAUCGCCCAUCACUCUAUCUUAACGGGACGGCACCAUUCAAUGUCACUGGUGCAGUGAAUGCGUGUGUGUUCGAAGUCAAUAACCCAAAUAACCCAGUAUGUACGGUCGUGCCACCUGGUCCAGAAAGAGACAGCUAUCUGUGGUUCGAUGAACUUCACCCUAGUGAACAGGCGGAUCGAAUAGUUGCAAGGCAGGUAGCUGAUGUGAUUGGUGGACAACGAAAUAACUGGACUGUUUGGUUGAGCUAA